Molecule: messenger RNA, 588 nt
Organism: Dendrobium catenatum
Lineage: Eukaryota; Viridiplantae; Streptophyta; Magnoliopsida; Asparagales; Orchidaceae
Exons: 1
Coding region: 1-588 (195 amino acids)
Source: RefSeq, a predicted model, not a curated record
AUGGAUGCAGAUUCGCUGGAGCUCAUCAAAAGUCCCCUUGGCACUUCUAUCUUGGCUAUCUGCUAUGAUUCCUUGUUCCGAUGUGAAGAGAACCAAGUGUGUACCAUCCUGAAGCUUGGAUUAAGACCCCGGGAGAGUAUUUUCUGGUGGCGAGUUUACAUGGACCUCAUCCCCAUGUGCGGAUGGCUACAUCGGCGGGGUUUGUGUGCUGAUGUGUUAUGCCCGAUGGGAUGUAAUCAGUUGGAAGAACUGAACCAUGUCACGACUCAGUGCAAGAAAUUAGAUGAGGUUCUGCGACGGCUGGAGGCUUGGGGGUUCCCCACUCCGAGAUUUACUUCUCUGGAUGAGCUCAAGGGUGCGCUGAAAGGGGGGCUUUUGACAAAGGCUAGUUGGCCUCUUCUCUACUGUGCGGCUGUGCACCUCUGUUGGGGAAAUAGAAAUGCUAUUCGUCACGGAAAGAAUGAGUCCACUAUUACCAUGAUGGCUGCAAAGAUCCUGGGCUCGACCACGCAUAGUUUCUUUUCGCGUAACUUGGAGCAACGGUUCACCAAGUGGGCAUUAUCAUCCGGGACAGCUUGUGCAAGCUGA